Messenger RNA from Colossoma macropomum (tambaqui), 870 nucleotides. Its product is annotated as granzyme B-like. Bases 45 to 800 code for a protein of 251 amino acids. Gene Ontology annotation, molecular function: serine-type endopeptidase activity. The record is from RefSeq and is a predicted model, not a curated record. Gene Ontology annotation, biological process: proteolysis. The transcript is spliced from 5 exons. Lineage: Eukaryota; Metazoa; Chordata; Actinopteri; Characiformes; Serrasalmidae.
UCUUAUUCUUCUUCAAGGAGAACACACUCUCUCUGAACAGCACCAUGACUCUCAUCUCUCUGCUCCUGAUGGCUGCUCUGCUGCCACACCUGAGCCACUCUGCCAGUGUUGAGGUUGGUAUAAUAAAUGGCACAGAGGCUAAACCUCACUCCAGACCCUACAUGGUUUCUCUUCAGAAAAAAGGAAAACACAUCUGUGGUGGUUUUCUUGUGUCUGAAGAAUUCGUCAUGACGGCUGCGCACUGCUGGAAGAAGAAAAAACGACUUACGGCUGUGCUGGGUGCUCAUGAUCUGUCAGACAAGAAAGAGGGUUCCAUCCGCAUGAAAGUAAAGAAUUACUAUCCCCAUCCAAAAUACAACGCCGGCACACAUGACUAUGAUAUCAUGCUUCUGAAGCUACGUGGAAAAGCCAAAAAGAGCAAAACUGUAAAAUGGAUCUCCAUCCCUAAAACAAAGGAGGGCAUCAAGGCCAACUCGGUCUGCAGUGUAGCUGGCUGGGGAAGAACAGGAUCCUUCAAAUCUGGUAGUAAUCGUCUUAUGGAGACCAAAAUUACUAUCGUGGCCAAAAAAAAAUGUAAGAAACUCUGGGAGAACCUUCUGACCCCAAGGAUGAUAUGUGCAGUUCAUCCUGGAGGAUCUUGCAGGGGAGACUCUGGAGGUCCUUUGGUGUGUGGGAAUACUGCUAUGGGCAUUGUUUCCUUCGGUCAGAGGAACAAGUGUGAUGCACCCACGAAGCCAAAGAUUUUUGCCAAAAUAUCUGCAUUUCUGCCCUGGAUCAAGUCCAUUAUUGGGAAAGUUUAAUCUGCAUUUGACGAAAACCAAAGCAUUCACCACAAUUUCAUCUCAAUAAAAGCAUUUUGCAAGCAUUUUA